Molecule: messenger RNA, 688 nt
Organism: Drosophila erecta
Lineage: Eukaryota; Metazoa; Arthropoda; Insecta; Diptera; Drosophilidae
Product: pre-intermoult gene 1 protein
Exons: 1
Coding region: 1-630 (209 amino acids)
Source: RefSeq, a predicted model, not a curated record
AUGAAAAACGAGAUUCGAAUGCUCGGUGUCUAUAUAAACCAGAGAAUUAGGCUUUCUUCGUUUAGAUCACUACAUACCCCCAAAACGAAUAUGAAACUUCUUCUGGUUCUGGCACUGACAGUCUUGAUAGCCCACGUGGUUGUGGCCCAGACAACUGAAUCCCCUGACGAUGGAGACUAUUAUUAUGAUGAUUACUACGAUGGGGAUGAGGACUACGAUACCACAGGUGAAUCCGAAGACACUACUACAGAAUCUGGAGUCGACAGUACUGGCAGCGUUACUGACGUCGACAGUGCAACCGACUCUGGGGUGGACGACUAUUCCUAUGAGGACUAUGAGGACUCUAGUGAUGUUACGGAAGCACCAACUGCCGCUCCAGUAGCCCAGAAUAAUAAGGGGCCUGGAGCCAGGAAAAAUAACAACAACAACAACAAGAACAAGAAUAAGAACCAGAACAAGAACAAGAAGAAUAACCAGAGGAACAACAAGAAUAAGGGAACAGCUAAACGUGGCAAUGCCGCCGCUGCCAAGAAAAAUACUAACAAGAAGGCGGCUAAGAAGCAAACACCUGUUGCCGCCGCCAAGAAGCGGGCAAAUGCUGUGGCCAACAAACGCAGGCGCUCUGGAUAAACCAGAUCAUGUAAUCAUAGCUACAAUUUAUAAAGAAUUAAAAUUAUAAAAAAAUAUU